AUGGCAGAGAUAAUUCCUGUUGCCUUUUGUCUUCUUGCAGUUGUCGGGGCAGAGGUAAGAGCAAUCAAUAGGACUGUGAAGUUGUGGUAUAUAGCUGGGUCUCCUAAGGAAGGCUCAUUUUUCUCUGCAGAGGAUUUUGUUACUCCUGUUCCUGGCCAGCUCUCGAAUGUUUUUUGCCCUCUCUGUUUAGAUCGCUGUGGUUUUUGAAAAUGCUCAAUUUUUUCGUAUUCCUUCAGUAAGUGGGGGAUCCCUGCAGCUGAGUUCAGACAUGGAAUGUUGGGAUUCAGUCGGCUUUUUAAUCAUUGCUGUCAGCUACAAUGUGACGAUUAUUGGUGAGUAUUAAAAAAACAAAAACCCACAUCUUAAUUGUUGUUCAGGGUUGGCACCCAGUUCCUGGGAACUGUCCUGGUUUUUGUUCUGUGCCUGUGUAUUUUUGGUUGUUUCACUCGUUUGCAUUUUAAUAACAUUUGCUUGUAAAUGAAAAAUUUGCUUGAUAUUGCUGUUUGACGUCUAUCCUUUAUUUAAAUUUAGGGCCAUUUUUGGUCUUUCUCAUUAGUUGUUUCAGGGCUUUUUUUCAGCCGGAACUCACUGGAACUCCGUUCCGGCACCUCUCAGAUUGGCACCAAUGCCAUUAUAGGAGAACAUCUCUUUUUCUAGAAAAAUAGCACAUGAAGACAAAUGCAGAUGCAAGAGCAUGAACUUAUUAUGCCCUGCAAGAUAGCCUAGUUACACUUUUAUUAAGCAAUCAUUUCAACAGUGCAGAUCCCAGAUGAAAAUAAGGAGGCUUGAAGUAAUUUGAUGGGCAAUUGCUGAACCAAGUUCUCACUGAGUCCUCUGUUUGAUUUUUGAGGCCAAUAGCUAGCAUGUGUACAUCUGGUUUCCCCCUUAACUUUGCACUGAUCGAAAAACUUGAUUCUGUCAGUCCUCUUGGUGGGAGUGAUUUCUGUGGGUGUUUAUACUCACAUUGCCUACAGCAAUUUGGAGUAAAUAAAUUAAUGAAGGUCAUUGCUAAGCUCUUAAUGGGUUCAAGGCAUUCUAGAAUUCGCUCUCUCUAGAGCUGAGAUGCCUUGUGUUCCCAAACCGAUGUGCCAAAUUUUUAUUUUUUUAAAAUUAUGUAUUUAUGCUAUAUCUUUCCCCCCUGAUUUUUUUUCUCUCCCAGCAAAUGGGGCUCCACCCUCAAGGUAGCAAACAAGCAAGCAAGAACAGUACUAAGAGUGCAUACCAAAAGCUUUGCAUUUCCUCCGUCUCCAUUUCUCUUCUCUUGUGAUGAAAAGUUGGGCUUGUUGACCCUCCGAUUUCUGUCUGUGCAGAACUUCCAAGUCUUUGGGCAAAAGGCCAUAGCUCAAUGGUAGGGUGUCUGCUUUACAUGCAGAAUGUCCCAGGUUCAAUCCCCAGCAUCUCAGGGCUAAGAAAGAACCCCAGAGAGCUUCUGCCAGUCAGUGUGAACCAUACUGAGCUAGAUGAACCAAUGCUCUCAUUCAGCAUAAGGCAGCUACUUCUGUUCCUAUGCUUUAUUUAAAAAAAGGGGAAGGGGAAAAAGCUUCUCUCAAAUGUUCACCUGUGGUAGAGCAACCACCUAUGCUUCAAAAUUGGGAAGCGUCUCCUGAGAAAUGUUGCCAGGUGCACCUUAGGAGAAAUCCUCAAAUCGUCUUUAACAAUAGCAAACUCUGUUAUCUGAGUGCUGCACCCCAGAUAGCCAAAGUGGUCCAUCCAUGAGGUGCUGGAGGAACUGCAGGAGGCUCAAAAGAACCCCAAGUUUUGCUGAGGUAUUGAAAAACCUUCUGAAAAGAACAUUAAAGUGGGUGCUGGGGUGCACAGAACACAGGCUAAUGAGGACACAGCAUGUUGUAGUCUGACAAUGUUUUCAGUCGGUUAGGUUGUGGAAGGCUGAUAAUCUCCGAUCUUCAUUUUGUUUCUCAAGGAUUUCUACAUUAUGCACCUCAGCCACUUUCUGCCAUGCGAGUCAAGAUGCGAGCGAAAACCCUUUCACAUCCCCCGUUCCCAAUGUGAGCAGCAACAGAGCCUUCACAGAAUUUAUCAUCAUAGAAUUUAUCAUAGAAUCAUGGAGUUGGGAGGGUCCGUGAGGAUAAUCAGGUCCAACCCCUACAAUGCAGGGAUAUUUCACCCAACGUGGGGCUCAGUCUGUGCAUCUCAGCUGUUGGCUCCCAUACACAUGACAACAGAGAUAAAUGGAUGUGAUCAGCUGAGUGUCAGGGGUGAACUCUUAACCAAAGCCCUCUGUUGCUGUAUUUAUGGAAUAUCUAGAGUAGGGUUACCAUACAUCUGGAAUUUCCCAGACAUAGCUGGAAUAUGGCAGUCGGAAACAGUGUCCAGGCGGAAAUCUCUUAAAUCUCCAGGGAAAUCCGGAUGUAUGGCAACUCAUGUCAGAAGUCUAGAUUUUGGCGAAUUUCCUUAAAAAUAGCUCAAAACUUAAAUUCUCAAAAAACAACAACACCUCAACAACUUUUGUGUUCACUUUUUGAAAUAUGGCAACCGUAAUUUACCCUCUUGCCUGCUGGUUGGCUGGUGUAUGAGUGAGCCAACUGGUGAAGCUGGUGUGUGUGUGUAUGUGUGUGGUUGCCAACCAGGGUAAAAAAUAUGCAGGGAUUCUACAAUACGACACAACUCCUUUAGCGAUGACAUGUCUACCUUUGUUCUUCCUUUCUAGGGAAGAUUUGGUUAACUCUUGUGAUCCUGCUGAGGUUUAUGGUGAUAUUCUUAGCAGCCUACCCUCUCUACCAAGACGAGCAGGAACGCUUUGUCUGCAACACUUUACAGCCAGGGUGCUCCAAUGUGUGUUACGACAUUUUUGCUCCUGUGUCCCACUUUCGCUUCUGGCUCAUUCAGACCGCGUCUGUCUUGCUCCCUUACGCCAUCUUUGGCGUCUACGUAUUGCACAAAGUGUGCAGGCAGGUUGUGAAGGCACAUUCCGCAGCCUACCGUCGCUACAAAGAUAUCAAACCUUCGGCGGGCGGCAAAGUCGCAAAGAAAUCGUCCAAAGGGAAAAGGAGCAGAGUCACCCAUACAGGAAACGAAAUGGCUGUUCCUGAUUUUUCCAGGGCGUAUGCAGUUCACCUUCUUCUGAGAAUAUUGACAGAGGCCAGUUUUGGAGUGGGGCACUAUUACCUCUUUGGAUUCUUUGUCCCAAGACGUUUCUCCUGCAACCAAGCCCCUUGUUCAAGUUACGUGGACUGCUACAUCUCCAGGCCCACAGAAAAAUCCAUCAUGAUGCUUUUCAUCUGGGGGCUCAGCAGCCUCUCAUUCUUCCUCAGCCUUGUUGACCUGGGCUUUGCCUUCCGAACCAAUGCUGUUAGGAAUCGGAGAAGGAAGCUGCUGUCAGAAAGUUUCGCGGCCGGAGAGAAAUGCAGUCCUGGCCUGCUGCACCAAGGGGACAAGCUAAGCAACGAUUUGCUGGGGGGCCAAGGCAACACAGCCGUCAUUGACAACUGCAGCAACUGUUUGCUUGGCCGAGAGGUGAAGGAAGUGUGCUCCUUUCAAGCUGUGUUCAAUCCUCAGCAAAAAAAUGGCCCUAACCUCAACAGUAGUAACAGUAGCAACAAAUCGUGUGUUGGAUCUGCCCACCAAGAGGGAAAAGGGGUGUCUUUCCAUGACAGUGAGCAGCCAGAGAUCUCCUGUGAGCAGUUGAGAUUUGAGCAGCCGCCAGGCGUUCUCAAAGGAGCGUUGGUUUUUAAAACCCUGGACGGGUGCCGUUAUGGAGCCCAUUCGCCUGCAAGUAGCCACAAGCCCUCGGUUCAUUAUUCUUCCCUUGAGAGAAAGGCUUCUGAUGUCCAAUCUGUCUGCAGCAGUGCUGGCUGCCCCAGAUCCAAAAAAUCCGAAUGGGUGUAA
This is a messenger RNA of Podarcis lilfordi (Lilford's wall lizard), 3846 nucleotides long. NCBI's taxonomy places the organism in Eukaryota, Metazoa, Chordata, Lepidosauria, Squamata, Lacertidae. The record is from the annotation of a GenBank genome assembly.